Molecule: messenger RNA, 1785 nt
Organism: Lacerta agilis (Sand lizard)
Lineage: Eukaryota; Metazoa; Chordata; Lepidosauria; Squamata; Lacertidae
Product: probable G-protein coupled receptor 83
Exons: 6
Coding region: 165-1433 (422 amino acids)
Biological process (GO): neuropeptide signaling pathway
Cellular component (GO): membrane
Molecular function (GO): neuropeptide Y receptor activity
Source: RefSeq, a predicted model, not a curated record
AGGCAAGCAGAGGCUGUCCAACGUCCCGGCGGCUCCCUCUGCCUCCGUAGAUCGCAGCCGGGACUCAGCUGGCAACAGCUGGUUCGGAACUUUCCGGACCCCUCGCAAGAAAGCUUGGAUCCGGAUCCAAUGGGCGCUGCAAGACCCUUGGCUUGUGACCAGCUAUGAGCCGGCAGCGGCCCUUCUGGCUGCCUCCGCCGCUCUUCCUCUCAAAUCCCUUUUUCCGCAGCCAAGAUGCCGAGGGCGAGAACAUCAGCGAUGACUUGUUUUCAGACUUCGAGGGCUUCGACAACGAGAGCUCCUUCUCCCUAGACGACUGGGACGUGGACGAUUUCGACAGCGGCACGCGCUACGAAGGGGCGUCCCAGAGCCGCAGGGUGAGGGCGCUGCUCAUCAUGGCCUACUCGGUCAUCAUCUGCAUCUCGCUCUUCGGGAAUCUGCUGGUCUGCCAUGUGGUGGUGAAGAACAAGAAGAUGCACACGGCCACCAGCCUCUUCAUAGCCAACCUGGCCGUGGCGGACAUCAUGAUCACCACCCUGAACACGCCCUUCACUUUGGUCCGAUUUGUUAGCAGUACCUGGGUUUUUGGAAAGCAGAUGUGCCAUGUGAGCCGGUUCGUCCAAUAUUGCUCUGUCCACGUGUCUGUGCUGACUCUGACAGCUAUUGCUCUGGACCGCCAUCAGGUCAUCGUGCAUCCACUGAGGCCUCGAAUGUCCAUAGUGAAAGGAAGGAUCUGCAUCGCUGUCAUCUGGUUAAUGGCAAGCUGUUUCUCUCUGCCCCAUGCCAUCUACCAGAAGCUGAUAUGGUUUUCUUUGGGAAACAGAACAAUUCGCAUGGUCUGCCUCCCAAGCUUCCCCCCUCCAAAGGACCUUUAUUGGAAGUACCUGGAUUUGACCACCUUCUUCCUCCUGUACCUCCUGCCCCUGUUGGUAAUCUCCAUCGCUUACACAGUGGUUGCCAAGAAAAUCUGGAUGCGGAACGCCAUUGGUGAUGUGACCAUGGAACAGUACUAUGCCCACCAGAGGAAGAAGAAGAUGACUCUGAAGAUGCUGAUGGUGGUCGUGCUGGUCUUCGCUGUCUGCUGGUUCCCGUUAAAUUGCUACUUGGUUCUCAUGUCUAGCAAGGCCAUCCAGAGCAACAACAUCCUUUACUUCGCUUUCCAUUGGUUCGCCAUGAGCAGCACCUGCUACAACCCUUUCAUCUACUGCUGGCUGAAUGAGAACUUCCGCUCAGAGUUCAGGUCCCUGCUGCGUAUGCGCUGGAGGAAGAGGGCCUCUGGAAAUCACACCCUGCAGUUAAUAAUGGCCCCUUUCAAGCACACCUGCAGUGAGAAUUGCCCCUGCAAGCAAGGUACCAUUUCAGCAAACAAGAGGUGCAUCCCACAAGAAUUUGGCAAAAGAAGACCCCUCAGGAUAGUUUGCAAAGAUCAGUAAUAAGACAACUCCUGCCCUCAGGCUUGCAGCCUAAAAGGUGCUGGAAUGGAAAUCACGGAUAUGUUGAUUGAUCUCACCACCACUUCUGUAGUGCUGCAACAUUGGCCAUCACACUCCAAAAAAUUAAGAACCCAAUCUUCUUUUUUUCAAAACACAGCUGUCUCCUACCAUCAGGUGUCUUUUAUCAGCAUUGAAACAUACAAGUUCUCAUUAGGUGAGCAGAGGGCUGAUGCCACAGACCUAGCGGGGAUCUACACUUGUCAUUUACAACUUUUAAAAGCAUUAUUGAAAUGUAACACCAGAGGGUGCUGCAGAGCAGCGAGCCACCAGCAAAGAGAAACUGCCAGUAAAU